Helianthus annuus (common sunflower) is the source of this 932-nucleotide messenger RNA. RefSeq lists its product as uncharacterized. The record is from RefSeq and is a predicted model, not a curated record. The transcript is spliced from 2 exons. Bases 82 to 624 code for a protein of 180 amino acids. NCBI's taxonomy places the organism in Eukaryota, Viridiplantae, Streptophyta, Magnoliopsida, Asterales, Asteraceae.
AUACGCACUUUCACACCCCCAAAAUCCCAUAAAAAAAAUUCAGGGUCACAAUACCCAACACCAAACACCCAACAAUCUCCAAUGGGCAGCUGUUCAUACGAAUCAAUGUCACAAAUUUCCGAAAGAAUCUUCCAAGAAAACCAAUACCCAGAACCCCAAUUCUCAACCAACCAACAAACUCCAUCUGGGUCUUUGAAUUCACGCUCCAAAACGAUCAAAAACGCCUUCAAAAAGAAGAAAAAUCAAGUCUUUCUUGAAGGGUAUGUUGAGGCAACUGAUGAAGAUGAUCUUGUGAGGGCUAAAAGUUUGACUGAUGAAGAUCUUGAUGAGCUUAAAGGGUGUUUUGAUCUGGGGUUUGGGUUUAGUUAUGAUGAGAUUCCGGAGCUUUGUAACACUUUGCCGGCCUUGGAGUUGUGUUAUUCUAUGAGUCAGAAGUUUCUUGAUGACCAGAAGUCGCCGGAAGUGUCGCCGGCGGCGGACGUGGCGGAGGAGAUGGUGUCGCCGCCGCCUGCUCCGAUUGCUAAUUGGAAGAUCUCUAGUCCUGGUGAUCAUCCUGAGGAAGUAAAAGCAAGGCUCAAGUAUUGGGCACAAGCAGUAGCUUGCACAGUUAAAUUAUGCAAUUAACAAGUUUUCUUGAUUUAUGGAACAAUUUGAGGCAUAAAUUUUGAAUCUUUAUCAUGAAUCUUGGAAAAGUGGGAUGAGAUCCGAUUGAUUGCAACCGGUAGCGGUGGUGAUGGUGGUGGAUGGUUUUCGAAUUCUUGAUCUGGAGAUGGAUAAUCAAUGAGGGGUUGAGAUUUGAAGAAAAGAAUGUGGAUGAAGAAGAUUAAUUGUAAUGAGUUUUGAUAAACCAAUUUCAUAGUUGUAUUGUAUGAUGAAUUCAUUUGUAGUUUGGAGUAAUAAAUUCUUGAAAUAAAAGGUUCCAUCUUGUUAUC